AUGGCGGAGUCCUCCGCAAACUCGCUCGCCCCGACCUCGGCUGCUCCUUCGAACGAGCCCUCGAGGGCGUCCACGCCCGCGAAUGCGGCCGUUGAGAAGGCGCCAGAUGAGGGCAGCAAGCUCAAGACCUUUUUGGGCGUGCUGAGGAGGUUUAUCGGCGUGUCUGAUCUUGCCGCCGUGCGCUUUUCUCUCCCGGCGCAGCUUCUGGAGCCCACGCCGAAUCUCGAGUACUGGAAUUAUCUGGACAGGCCGGAGACGUUUAUAAGUAUCGGAGACUCGGACGAACCACUCGGGCGCAUGCUGGGAACCCUUCGUUUCUGGUUUACAAAGGACUUGAAAUACGUCAAGGGCAAGCCUUGCAAGCCGUACAACUCUACUCUCGGCGAGUUCUUUAGGUGUACGUGGGAUGUUGAAGAUACGCAGCCGCAACUGAGACAUUCGCCCAACUCAACCACCUCGAGCAGCGCCAGCAGUGUCGCCGGCGAUAAGCGCGUCAAGCUUUCCUACCUUACCGAACAGACCUCGCACCACCCUCCCGUCUCCGCCUUUUACAUCGACUGCCCUGAGAAGGGUAUCUCUGCGCGAGGCUUUGACCAGCUCAGCGCCAAGUUUACUGGUACCAACAUCCGCGUUGUUGCUGGAGCUCACAAUCUGGGUAUCUUUAUUACAUUAGCAAGCCGGGAUAACGAGGAGUACCAGCUGACGCACCCGGCGGCGUAUCUGGGUGGUCUGCUGCGAGGCUCUCUCAGCGUAUCGGUCGCCGACUCCUGCUUCGUCACUUGCACCAAGUCCAAGCUAAAGGUCAUACUGGAGUACCAAGAGGAAGGAUGGCUCGGACGGACUCAGAACAAGGUUGUCGGUGUCAUCUUCAAAUACGACCCGAGCAACGACAACAAGACAAAGGUCAAGGACGUGUCUGACAAGGAUGUGCUUGUGAGGAUAGAAGGAUGCUGGCAGCAAAAGGUGUACUACACACUUGGAAGCCAGCCUUUUGCCAAGACCCCCGAGAAAGACAGGAACCUCCUCAUCGACCUCGACCCGCUCUUCGUCGUUCCGAAGAACAUCCCACCCAUCGAAGAACAACUCCCCAACGAAUCCCGCAAGUUCUGGGAAGGCGUCACCACCGCCAUCGUCAACAAGCAGUACUCGCUCGCCACGACGCUCAAGCAAGAGAUCGAAGACAAGCAGCGGAAGAAGGCCGCCGAGCGGAAAGAAACGGGCAAGGAGUGGCAGCCGCGUUUUUUCACGGGGUCCGUCACUCCGGUCGGCAGACCCGACCUCACUCCCGACGGCGAGGAGGCACUCAAGCGUCUGCACGAAGACAAAUAUGCGCUCGAGCCGAACAAGGAAUACGCUGCGUUUUGA
Molecule: messenger RNA, 1365 nt
Organism: Paraphaeosphaeria sporulosa
Lineage: Eukaryota; Fungi; Ascomycota; Dothideomycetes; Pleosporales; Didymosphaeriaceae
Product: oxysterol-binding protein-like protein
Exons: 8
Coding region: 1-1365 (454 amino acids)
Biological process (GO): maintenance of cell polarity; exocytosis; endocytosis
Cellular component (GO): cytosol; membrane; intracellular membrane-bounded organelle
Molecular function (GO): sterol binding
Source: RefSeq, a predicted model, not a curated record